GGGCGCGCACAUAAACCGGGGUCGUCGAUAUAAGGUUCCGUGAAGCGGGCAAGCAGCGGUUGUAACAUGCAGUUGACUAAGCCAGUUAGCGCUUGGCUUAGCGUGGAGGACUUCGAGAAAGUUCACGAGCUUCCCCCGAAGCUGCGGCCACACUCUCCGCACCCUCACCCUUUCCUAGCUGCCGAAUUCACAAUCUGCGCGACUUAGUACACGUCCUACGCCAUGUCUGGCGAGAAGCGACCCGCCGCCGACUCGUUCGGCUCGACCCAGCUGGUCAAACGCGCGAAGUCGGAUGCGAAUCUCAACGGGGGCUCUGCGGUAGCGGUGGUGAACGGGUCAGCGCAACAUGGCGCACUCAUACAAGCGGUCCCCCGCACAAGCUAUCUCCAGUCUCCGGUUAUGGAAUUGACUGGACAUUCUGGGGAGGUAUUCGCAGCACGCUUCGACCCGACCGGCCAAUUCAUCGCUUCGGGGUCCAUGGACAGAUCCAUACUGCUUUGGCGCAGUUCUGGAGCCUGCGAAAACUACGGCAUCCUCACUGGUCACAAGCAAGCCGUCCUAGACGUACACUGGUCGAGAGACUCGAAGGUGCUAUUCUCAGCUUCCGCAGAUAUGCACCUGGCAAGCUGGGACGUGGAAACUGGAGAGAGGAUACGAAGGCAUCCUGGGCAUGAGGAAGUGAUAAACUGCAUGGAUGUCAGCAAGCGCGGCGAAGAGAUGCUCGUGAGCGGCUCUGAUGACGGAUACAUUGGGCUUUGGGAUACGCGGACGAAAGAUGCCAUUACUUUCAUUCCGACCGAAUUCCCUAUCACGUCAAUAGCCUUGUCGGAAGCUGGCAACGAGCUAUUCACUGGCGGCAUUGACAACGACAUCAAGGUCUGGGAUCUGAGGAAGAAGGCAGUCACCUAUGCGCUGCUUGGCCACACUGACACGGUCACCUCGCUGCAGCUCUCGCCCGAUAACACGACAUUACUGUCCAACGCGCACGAUUCCACCGUUCGCACGUGGGACGUCCGACCUUUCGCUCCAGCAGACAGACGGAUCCUCACGUACGACGGCGCACCGACAGGGCAAGAGCGGAACCUCCUCAAAGCAAGCUGGGACUCGAAGGGCGAGAGGAUUGCGGCGGGCAGUGGGGAUCAAAGUGUGGCAAUAUGGGAAGCGCGCACCGGGAAGCUGCUGCAUAAGCUCCCCGGCCAUAGGGGAGCAGUGAACGAUGUCCGCUUCCAUCCGCGAGGUGAACCGCUCCUGGUCUCCGCAUCGUCAGAUCGCACGCUCAUGGUGGGAGAGUUGGGAAAGUGAGUUCGUGAGGACAGUGCCAUUUGGCUCGGCAGCGAUUCCGUGGCUUUAGAACGAGUGCGCAAUCCGUGGCAGGAAACAAAAGCGCCACCGCCGGCGUCGAGAUGCCCCACACGUCCCAGGGGCUCUGUCUGCACACUGGACACGCCGGUGCGACAUGGAGUGCUGGGGAUCAAGGGUCCUGAGGUCAGCAGCGGUUUUCGAGGACGCGUCAAGGACGCGAACAUGUAUUUAUCUGCCGUACGACGACACGCUGCGCACGUUGUCCGACAAAACAACGAGAAAGAGAUUUGGCAUUGUCAAUCUGGACCUUCAUGCCCUUUUGUAGAA
Messenger RNA from Trematosphaeria pertusa, 1629 nucleotides. RefSeq names its product WD40 repeat-like protein. Gene Ontology annotation, molecular function: protein binding; RNA binding. Gene Ontology annotation, cellular component: catalytic step 2 spliceosome. Bases 223 to 1302 code for a protein of 359 amino acids. Lineage: Eukaryota; Fungi; Ascomycota; Dothideomycetes; Pleosporales; Trematosphaeriaceae. The record is from RefSeq and is a predicted model, not a curated record. The transcript has 5 exons.